CAGGGAGUGGUAUAUAAUCAAUAAAUACUACCCAGGCUAGGAUCAACCACCCUAGAUAGAAUCCUGGUUAGACUUGACAGACAGAAAGAGAUUGAGUGAGUGAGAUAGUCACAGCUCCUUUCUGGGUAAUACUCCUAGCAGUGACACACUAAGAUUAAGCAUGGAUAACUGGAGGUUGUGUUGACCUAAAGUCUGAUGGGAUCUGCAGUGAGCCAACAAAAGAAUGAAGUGGUAGAGCCAAGUUGGCCAACCCCUUCUCCGGCAGAAAAUUCCUCAGGUGAAUCUUCAGUCUCCUCUACAACCACUCCUCCUGCCAUAAUAGUCACUGCACCUUCCAAGGAGGACCUGUUUGCUCAGCCACCCACCAGAACUAUAGAGGAGGCUAACAAGGAGCCAAGACCCAGUAGGCAACCCAUUUGUGUUGGUAGAGCCAUCACUAACAAAGCAUAACAAUGCUGGAAAAGUUCAGCAAAGCCGAAUGAACCCUCAUAUAGGGCUUGCAAACAGAAAAUGGAAACUGCAGCAGACACGGACCCAGACCCAAUAAAGCUGAAGUCUAUCAAGAACAAAAGAACGUUCACAGUCCCUCAAAAACACAGGCUUGGGAACUGUAGGAGUGUGAAGGAAUUUGAGAAACUGAACCGAAUCGGCGAGGGAACAUAUGGAAUUGUGUACAGGGCCAGAGACACCAGGUCUGAUGAGAUCGUAGCACUGAAGAAGGUCCGGAUGGACAAGGAGAAGGAUGGGAUCCCAAUCAGUAGCCUCAGAGAGAUCAACCUGCUGCUCAAGCUCCGACAUCCCAACAUAGUAGAAUUGAAGGAGGUGGUGGUGGGCAGUCACCUGGAGAGCCUUUUCCUGGUAAUGAGUUACUGUGAGCAGGACCUGGCCAGUCUACUAGAAAACAUGCCAACACCUUUCUCAGAGGCACAGGUGAAGUGUAUUGCUCUACAGCUGCUGAGAGGCCUGGAUUAUCUUCACCUCAACUUUAUCCUGCACAGGGACCUGAAGGUGUCCAAUCUGCUGAUGACUGACAAAGGUUGUGUGAAGAUUGCUGACUUCGGCUUGGCCCGGUGCUAUGGCAUUCCCCUACAGCCCAUGACACCUCGGGUGGUGACAUUGUGGUACAGAGCCCCAGAGCUCCUCCUAGGGACUAAGACACAGACCACAGCCUUAGACAUGUGGGCAGUCGGCUGCAUCUUGGCUGAGCUGCUUGCCCAUAAGCCUCUGCUGCCAGGGGGCUCUGAGAUCCAACAGGUGGACCUCAUAGUACAACUGCUGGGUACUCCCAAUGAGAACAUCUGGCCGGGCUUCACUCGCCUUCCCCUAGUUGGCCAGUACAGUUUGAGGAAACAACCAUACAACAACCUGAAGAAUAAGUUCACCUGGUUGUCUGAUGCAGGGCUGCGUUUACUCAACUUACUGUUCAUGUAUAAUCCCCUACGCAGGGCCACAGCCAAGGACUGCUUGGAGAGUUCCUACUUUAAGGAGAAGCCUUUACCUUGUGAACCAGACCUGAUGCCAACUUUCCCUCACCAUCGCAACAAAAGGGCGGCGCCUGCUGUAGAGAGUCAAUCAAAACGCAGCAACAUGUAAAUGCACAUACUUCAUUGCAGUUUAAUUUAAUGGGAGAAUAAACCCUGGUUGUAAGAAUGUGCUUUCAUAGAAUGUAUAUACCAGUCCAAAUUAGAGAUGUUGAAAAGUUUUCAACUACUCUACAGUUCAGCUUUCUGCUAUUGUUUGCAAAAUACUUUGUAAUUCUGUGCAUCUGAUAAAUAAUACAGAAUGUAUAUGAUUAACAUAUGUCCUAUGGAAUUGUUUGAACGGAUGUAGGUUUGUCUUCUGACUGUGAGUUUCUUGUAACUAAGAGGAUUUAUUAUGCUGUAAUGAUGUAAAUAGACUUUUUGUUACUUGAAUAUUUUAGUUUGAAUUAACUGCUUUUUUCAAAUAAAUGUGGAGUGUUUACAUUUA
Messenger RNA from Esox lucius (northern pike), 1968 nucleotides. RefSeq names its product cyclin-dependent kinase 10 (gene cdk10). Gene Ontology annotation, molecular function: cyclin-dependent protein serine/threonine kinase activity; ATP binding. The transcript has 15 exons. NCBI's taxonomy places the organism in Eukaryota, Metazoa, Chordata, Actinopteri, Esociformes, Esocidae. Bases 511 to 1593 code for a protein of 360 amino acids. The record is from RefSeq and is a predicted model, not a curated record. Gene Ontology annotation, cellular component: nucleus. Gene Ontology annotation, biological process: protein phosphorylation; regulation of mitotic cell cycle.